AUGGUGAGGUUGGACAAACAUGCAGUGGCCAUGCCGCUGGUGGUGCUAGUGGUGCUGGCGGCGGUGGCGGCAGAGUUAACAGAAACCUGGUUCGAGUACAGAGCCCGUACCCGGAAGGAACUCAAAAACAGGGCCAAGACUUCACUUGACACACAUAAAGAGCUGGGGGAGCUACACGCCCGUCAGAAACGCUCAAUUGCCUUCCCGACGGGCUCAACCUUCACCAUCACACCUGUCCUGUGCAUUCCUGUUCUCUCCGUCGGAGACCUCAGUGGUUUUCUCGAUAUUGAGCUUCCCUUUACGAUCAAACUCCCUAAUGCUACGCAGAUUUCCUACGGCCGUAUGGAUGACGACAGGAUAGGUAUCUACUCAGUUAUCAUCAAUACGCUAAACAGGUUCGGCGUGGACGGAAAGGCGUGUCUGCUGCGAGCCGUGUGUGAGGUAGCCGAGUCUCCUCUGAGGGACGAUGGCCUCUUGGGGGAAGUGCUCAACAUCAUCCUUACAGCCUCGUACGGAGCUUCCUCGAGUCAUCUCUACGACUACAUCAACGCGGAGCACUACGGAAGGGCGUACGGGGACUGCUGGUCGGCCUACCCUCAGUGCCCCAUGUCGCUAUUCAAGCUGUUCUACGAUCACAACGAGUUAUAACCCACCGCUGAAGACUAACUCGCUACUUAAACAAAUGUUUCACCACACCAGCCACUACCUCCCUAUGCCAUCCUGGUGUUUACUAUUUAUUUGUGAUACCGAUAUGUUAUUCUUGAACUGGGCAGGCCACCUCAUGUCUUAAUUUUAUGUAUUUGGUGUAGGAUAAAUGGCUUUAGAUUUCAUGCAAUACGUUUCACCUAUAUAUUGACAUAAAAGACGCUAUCGUGUUGAAACCAUUUCCUGUUGUCAUAAGGACGUUUUUCUUUUGUGCUGUAGUUUCUUCACACAAUCAGUUUUGUGAUUCACACACUUGCACAGACGAGGGAGACGGAAACAGCGUAAUCAGAAUGUCUUGUCGCUACUACCUCGCCUCGGUGAGUGCAAUUUAAAUUCAGAGGCAGGAAAGACACUCGCUCGUCCCCUGGCCCGCCUCCCGUCUCUACUGGAAUUGAUGUUCGUCUAAGCGGUAGUUGGUACAUUUACUUAACAAAGGCCACAUAAGUAGUCUCCUCUCAUCUGAAAAUAAGUAUAUCACUCAUACUUUGCUUUAAAUAACUUUUUUUCACAUGAACAGGCCUUACAGCGACAGACGACUCAUGAUAAUACACGAGAACACACAACUUUUCUCGUGAAGCAGAUAGAAGCACAGGUAGAUCCUAUUUCGAAAGAUAUACAAAUAAGUAAAAUUAAUCUGGUUCAUGAUCUGCUCCUUGAGUAUUCAGUAACGACCCGAGAUUAGCGAUGUGACUCAUGACAGUGACAGACACCGAGACAGCUUUCCCGUUGUUCAUGUUUUGUUGUAAUUUCCUUGUUUGUACCUCGCAAGGCAGCCCAGUACCCUACGGUUGGGCCCCUCCGUGGACCGAAGGCCAGUAGUGCACACCAAUACCAAUGAUAUGUAGUUGCAAAUCAGUGUUCCCAGACGAUUAGUGAAUACUGUAUAUAGCUACCUCUUUAGGUUUUAUAUGGCCAGAUAGAUAUAUAGAUAGAGAUAGAUAUAAAGAUAGGUAGACGGAGACGGAGACAUGAAGACAGAGAGACAGACAAACAGACGGACAGACAGACAG
Portunus trituberculatus (swimming crab) is the source of this 1715-nucleotide messenger RNA. RefSeq lists its product as uncharacterized. The record is from RefSeq and is a predicted model, not a curated record. Bases 1 to 648 code for a protein of 215 amino acids. The transcript has 5 exons. NCBI's taxonomy places the organism in Eukaryota, Metazoa, Arthropoda, Malacostraca, Decapoda, Portunidae.